AGAAACCGCACCACCCGCGCACGCGCCAUUUGUGAACAACAAAUAUUUGUUUAAAAUCGGCAGGUGGACAGCAAGCAGCCGUCUGGCAUCACAUUCCCGCUUGGCUAAAUAACGGAGGAGGUUUCUUCAUGCUGGACCAGCUUCCUGAUUCCAGCCCUGUCUCUGUCCGGGCAGCCACCUUCCCUGCUGCUAAAUGAAGGAGGAAAUCCCUUAAGAGUGUUUUCACUAACUAACUGGGCCAUGCUUCCUUUAGCCACAUUACCACCAACUUCAGGACAGACAGUUCCAUACCAAUUACGAGAUAUAUCACUGUUCUGUUAUCAUGUGUUUAUGGCAGUAGAACCACAGCGCAUCACUGGAACAUAAAUACUCCCACCCAUGCAUAUAUAUAUGCACAACAUACACAGCCAGCAGUGCUAAGAUAAAGAGGGAUGGGCUUGUUCCUUAACCUACUCAGCUCUCAGACCGUGCGCUUCAUUAAUGACAGCUCAGGUCACCGACUGACCUCGAAGUCACUGCUGAUCCCCUCAGCGUUCUCACCAUGAUCCUAUACCUGCUCUUCUCCGUUCUUAUCCUCAGUAAUGUGGAAUCACAAACAGCCAACAUGACAGUGGAGAAGAUGAGCAAAGUUGAUGGGAACCAAACACUCAGAGAGUUCAGCAAUAACAACAGUACAAUGAAACCAGGCCAUGUGACAUCCAUUUUGAGCAAAGAUGAGAAGACUCUAAUUGAGGAUGAACUGGAAAACAACCAAACAUCUGCUUUUAUCACAGAGGAUGAUGAGAAUUUUCAGGACCAGGAAAAUGAGUUUCCAGGCAGACAUUGCUUCGAGGACUUGCUGGAAGGGUACAUUCACAUGUGUGGUGCAGUUUUUCACAAAGAAAUGAUGUCACUCAACACAGAAGACUGGUGUGUGCUGGAAAAUAUCAUCAGACCAUACAACAACAUGAUAGUAUGCUUGGAGCAUAUUUCUCCUUUGGUCGGCUGUUAUUACCCAAACUCCAACAUCCAGGAGUUCUUCCACCACAUCCACUCUUACUACUUCCACAACUGCUCCAUGGAGGAGCUUUCUCUUGUGGACGCUCCUCACGGGCUGGUGAUCACUCUCACUCUCAUCCCUGUGAGCCUCAUCCCCGUACUGGUUUAUCUGGUGGUUUGGAAAAGUAAAGUGAGAGUGAGUGAGUAAUGUUAGACCAUCGUGCUACCAUAAGCCUCAAGUCACAGUACAUGUUGUGAGAAUAUGUAUUUAUUAUUAUUAUUAUUAUUAUUAUUAUUAUUAUUAUUAUUAUUAUUAUUAUUAUUAUUAUUAUAUUAUUAUUAUUGUAUACUUAUUGGUGCUUUCCUUUCAUUUGAUAUGUGCAUUCAUAGUCGUUUUAAACACCUUUUUUUUGGCAGUUUGGCAGUUUGACAUUGUGACCGCUUCCUGAGGACGGGCUAAAUACAUAUAUUUUCUGUGUACAGAGGCUGCAUUUUAACACAUUCUGCUGAAUUGUUUUUAAAAUAUCGAGUGUCGUGCGUAUACACAAUUUCUUUACAUGUAACUUUUUACAUACUUAUAUUAUUAUAAUUUUUUAUCAUAAAUAAGACUUUUCUGUGUAAGAUAUAUUUUGUCUCAAAAAUCAGUGAUGAUCGAUGUACAUUUCAAGAAACGUGUCAGCCUGAUUUGGCCUAACUACUAUUUAAAAAAUGGUAAAAAGAAUGGAAAAAAAGAGUAAUCCACACAUGACACCAGACUUGUACAUCAUUUGCGUCUUCCAAGAUACAAAAAAAAACGUAUCAGAUAAAUGGGAGCUCAGUUGUAGAAUAAAUAUCAUCGUAUUGCAACACAAUUCUCCUCUACUACUCCUCCAAACUAUAAAUUCAGGCUUAGAGCUUUUUUAAACUACUUGACAUGUUUUAACUACUUGACUUCUUUUUCCUGGUGUAUUUUCUAGUAGUUGUAGUUGUUUUCAGCAAUUGACAUGUUUUCCUCUAAUACAUUUAGAUUUGAAAUGUUAUUUUUUCACCCAUUUCUUGGUGAGAUCCCUAUGAACACAAUACUCUAUUCCUAUAAUGCAUUAUGGAUUUUUUUCUUUUCUUUGUGCAAAUAAAUAAACUAAACCUAAACCCAGGUGCAUGCAAACCUGCAAGGAGCUGAACUCAUGGUGGGUGACAAGUGCAUGCACAAAUAAAAA
Cottoperca gobio is the source of this 2174-nucleotide messenger RNA. RefSeq names its product receptor activity-modifying protein 3. Gene Ontology annotation, cellular component: cell surface; membrane; signaling receptor complex. Gene Ontology annotation, biological process: calcium ion transport; regulation of G protein-coupled receptor signaling pathway; cellular response to hormone stimulus. The record is from RefSeq and is a predicted model, not a curated record. The coding region runs from base 542 to 1186 and encodes 214 amino acids. NCBI's taxonomy places the organism in Eukaryota, Metazoa, Chordata, Actinopteri, Perciformes, Bovichtidae. Gene Ontology annotation, molecular function: coreceptor activity. The transcript has 7 exons.